This is a messenger RNA of Alternaria arborescens, 1173 nucleotides long. RefSeq lists its product as hypothetical. Lineage: Eukaryota; Fungi; Ascomycota; Dothideomycetes; Pleosporales; Pleosporaceae. The coding region runs from base 1 to 1173 and encodes 390 amino acids. Gene Ontology annotation, molecular function: transmembrane transporter activity. Gene Ontology annotation, biological process: transmembrane transport. Gene Ontology annotation, cellular component: membrane. The record is from RefSeq and is a predicted model, not a curated record. The transcript is spliced from 5 exons.
AUGGCCAAGAAAUGGGGUGUUAGGACAGUGCUGUGGUUCAAUCUUGUUCCUAGGGUAGUCAUGAGUGUCUGGGCUGUUAUCGUCGGACACUUUCCACUCCUCUUACCCACCAAGGCCAUUCUUGCAAGUCCGAUCUUCAACGUCUUGGGAGGUGAGUGUGUCUUCCAGUCAACAAUAUUUACACUUACUUCGGGCUUGACGAGUGAGUAUGUUCAACGAGCAUCAUACUUCUCCUACAUCAGCUCAACCUCUUAUAUCGUCUCCUUCAUGGGCCCAACAUUUGCCGCUUUCACCAUGAGCGCCAACCUCUGGCUACCCUUCUGGCUCAACAUAUCUCUCCUACUCUGCGCUAUACCAACGAUAGGCCUACUUCCAAAAACCUCGAAAUUCGCAAAAUACACCAUAUCGGCCCACGAGACUAUACCUAACGAAAAUACGGAGGAAUCAGGACCCUUGAUUGGAAGCAGAAAUACCAGUCCAGAUAGAUAUGCCUCCGCAUUCCAAGCACCACCCUCCAGCACAUACUACCAAAGUAUCAAAACAACCAUAGAACAACUGAUUCAUCUAGUGCUUGGACGACGAAGCUUCCAAAUUCUGCUGCUGACCUUGUUCUUUACGGCACUGGCUAGUUCAGACACAAAGCUCUUGGUUCAGUAUAUUUCCAAACGCUACAAUUGGACUUUUGCACAGGCAGGCUACUUGCUCUCAGCGAAGGCGUUGGUGAACCUCACGCUACUUGCAGUAGUAGUCCCACGUAUCAUUCAUAAAUCCAUGUCAUCGAGAGCCGUUCAAGGUUCUGAUGUGCGACUGAACAUUCUGGGAGCAGAUGUUAGUAUUGCGGUCUCGGUGGUGGGUGUGCUAUGUAUCGCAUUAGCGGGGAGAUUUUGGAUGUUGUUUACUGCGCUCAUCAUCUACGCACUUGGAUCAGCUCUACCAGUGUUUACCAUGUCGUUGAUCAAGUCGUCGUUGAUUGCCAUUGGAGGCUCUGAUGCUCAAGACUUCAGUAUCGUCAUGUUGACCAAGACACUCGGGUCUUUGGUUGGCGCGCCGUUGAUGACAGUUUUGUGGGUCAAGGCGAUCGAAUGGGGAGGCAUUGGACUGGGAUUGCCAUAUCUCAUAUCUUCAUGUUUAUACAUGUCUGCAUUCAUCAUAUUCUCGCGUUUACGAACUUGA